AUCACACGACCACAAACUCUUGCCGUCAAGCUGAGGCAUACAUCACACUCAAGCUGACCACAAGACCAAUCGACACGGACAGACGAGCAGCCACCUCAAUUGAUCACAACCACCCGCCGCUCCUCGUUCCGCAGCACCAAUGUCGGACGGCAGCAUUGUCAAGGCCGACAAGGACUUCACCAAGGAAGUCGACGCUGCUCUACCCCAAGCGGAGAAAAUCGCCAAGAAUGGCGAGACACAACAAGCCAUCGACAAGCUGCUCAGCUUAGAGAAGCAGACCCGCCAGUCCUCCGAUCUCCCCUCCACGUCGCGCCUGCUGGUCGCCAUUGUCACGAUAUCCAAAGACUCUGGAGACUGGAGUCUGCUCAACGAGCAAGUACAGCUGCUUAGCAAGAAGCAUGGACAGCUCAAACAGGCCAUCACCAAAAUGGUGCAGGUGGUCAUGGACUUUCUGGAUGACACGCCCAGUGUAGAUGUGAAGCUUUCCGUGAUCGAGACGCUGCGGACAGUCACAGAGGGAAAGAUCUUCGUCGAAGUCGAGCGCGCGCGUGUGACUCGCAUACUAUCGAACAUACAGCACAAGCAGGGUAAGAUCACCGCAGCCAAGGACACACUAUGCGAGCUGCAAGUCGAGACAUUCGGAUCCAUGACGAGGCGAGAGAAGACCGAGUUCAUCCUAGACCAAGUGUCGCUCUGCAUCGAGGAUGGAGACUGGACGCAAGGUGGUAUUCUGGCGCGCAAGAUCAGCACACGAUACUUCGCACGCAAGCCAAAGAAGACGGCCGAGCAGAUCGAGAAGGAGAAGAAAGAGCGAGAAGAGAAGAAGCGAUUGGCAGCGGAAGUAAAUGCUGGAGAGGUGGAAGAGCCAGUGGAUGACGAUGUUACGGACCUGAAGUUGCGAUUCUAUGAACAACAAAUCACACUCGCCAAGCACGACGACAAGUAUCUGGAGGCUUGCAAGCACUACCGAUCAGUCCUGGACACCGAGGCUGUGGAGAACGACCCAGACAGUCUCCGUGCAGCUCUUCAACGAGUCGUCUACUUCAUCCUGCUCGCGCCAUACGAUAACGAACAAUCUGAUUUGCUGCACCGCAUCGCUCAAGAUACACGACUCGCCACAUCCUGCCCGGCAGAAGCCGAACUCGUCAAGCGAUUCACAACCCCCGAGUUGAUGCGCUGGCCCGCCAUCGAGUCGAAUUUCGGAAAGCAGCUCACCAGCACCGACAUCUUCACUUCCAAGAAAGUCGACGACAAGAAAGAUCCCAAGGCCCAUCAGCGCUGGCUCGAUUUCCGCAAGCGCGUCAUCGAACAUAACGUCCGAGUGAUUGCAAAAUACUACACUCGUGUACACUUCUCGCGACUCACGUCUCUGCUCGACUUGCCUGCCGAAGAGACGGAGAAGUACAUCUCGGAUCUCGUCACGAGCAAAACGAUCUAUGCGAGAAUCGACCGCCCAGCGCAGAUUGUCAGUUUCGAGAAGAAGAGAGAUGCGGAUGAGGUGUUGAAUGAGUGGAGUGGAAAUAUGAAGAGUCUUUUGGGAUUACUGGAGAGGAUUGACCAUUUGAUCACCAAGGAGGAGAUGAUGGCCCGGAUUCAGCCCAAGAGUGUGAAAGGCGCCGCUUAGGUGGGCAGAUGACUUGUCCCGUUCUGCUGUCAGAUGUGAAGCUGCUCCGUGGCAGGGAGGACGCUCUCAUGGACAGCAAGAACCACGGUAUCUUAAGUACAGCACGCCGUCUAUGCUAUGCUAUGAUAUGCCAUGCCACGCGAUGAUAAAAUGUACUGUAUGCAUAGAAUUGGAACGGCAUAUGCAUGUAAUUGUCCAAAACUUCC
Messenger RNA from Sphaerulina musiva SO2202, 1830 nucleotides. RefSeq lists its product as uncharacterized. NCBI's taxonomy places the organism in Eukaryota, Fungi, Ascomycota, Dothideomycetes, Mycosphaerellales, Mycosphaerellaceae. Bases 140 to 1624 code for a protein of 494 amino acids. The record is from RefSeq and is a predicted model, not a curated record. Gene Ontology annotation, cellular component: nuclear proteasome complex; proteasome regulatory particle, lid subcomplex; cytoplasm. The transcript is spliced from 3 exons.